Molecule: messenger RNA, 2762 nt
Organism: Rotaria sp. Silwood1
Lineage: Eukaryota; Metazoa; Rotifera; Eurotatoria; Philodinida; Philodinidae
Source: the annotation of a GenBank genome assembly
AUGCGUCGUCUUCGUGACAUAGCUGCUGUACUUGCCUCAGCACCUGCAUUUGAUGGUGUAAGGCUUUGUUUGGAGUUGCUGCAACCCAUUUUAGAUUAAGUUUCGGGACGUUGAAGCAAUAUUUGAGUAUCGUACAAUAAAGACUGUUGUUUUGCCAGAUAUUACUCGUGCUUUUUAUAUAUUCAAUGUGGGUUUUUUUUCUUCUAGAUUUUUUUGCUGCGUCAAACGUUGAUAGAUUUGUUUUUUGUUGAUACUCAACGACGAACUCCAUCUAGUUUCAAUUCAAACUACCGUUGUCAACAACGAUUUAAUGGGAGAGAAAAAGUUAACGACAUCAUUAUUUUCUACCAUGAGUCUUUCCAACUCUCAUUUGCCUUUGAUUUAGAUAAAAGUCGCUUUAAUGUCAAUAUGUUGGAUACCUUGUCUCACUCGUUGCUUUUGUUAUUCUUUAUUUUGAUCUUAUUAAAACUAUUGCUUUUCUCUUUCGGACAAGAACAUAAAGAUAACAACAAAGGUAUAUUUAAUUUUUAGAGCGAUAGCAUUGGAAAAACAUGUUUUGCUGGCCGGAGUAAGGUGGAGUUAAUUGACGAACAGUGGCGUAGCCAAAGGUACGGCCAUUGGGCAAUUGCCCGUAGAUUUUUGAAAUGAUACCAAUUGCCUAACGCUGCAAAAUCUUGAUAUACAUACAUGUACAAUGAUUCAAGUGAUGUCAUUUUAAUACAUUGUAUCUUGUUGUGAUCUAAUCAAGUGUUCCCGAAAAAUCAACUGAAUAUUUUUUCCAUUAAUCCAAUGCUCACAUUGAUGACAAUUCAGUGGUAUUUUUUUUUCAAAAUACUCGUUAUUCUACUUAAAUUCACUACUGGUUCUAUUUGUGCUUAUUUAUGUUUUUUUUGACAUAAUAUAUUCAAAUAUUUGAAAGUUGAAGAGUACAUUUGUGAAACAGUCCAAAAAAGCUGUUAGUGCAAUCCAUGCAGGGUUAAAAUGUGAAAAACGAUGUAGCUGCUGUUACUAAUCACGAGAAUAUUGUUUUAUUCAAUCUAUCUUGGGACCCAUUUUUCAUCAUCGUUUACUUAAUCCGCUAGAAUUGCAAGAAGGAAGGAAUUCAUAUAUUCUUAUGAGAUGCUAGUGAUCUAUGAUCACUAAUCGUGUAUCAAAAACGUCUAUCACGAUCUGUGGGGAGCACAGUGAACAGCCCAGGCAACAAAAUGAAUUUUCGAGAUUUGAGCCUAUAUCAUAACUAGCAUUGAAGCUACUAUGGUGCUGCAUUUAAGUGCAUUCUGAACGCUGCUUUAUAGUGAGUAUCUGUUAAGCAGCAGGUACCACAAAGUACAUCAAAUUAGUGAUAUAUCAUUAAUAGAAUCAUGUAAGUAACUUGUAUGUUCUAAAUUGAGGAUCUAAUUAUAAUCAUUAGUUAUUAUUUAGUUAUACAGUGUUAUGUAUUUAGUAUAUAUUACAGACCAUUUGGACUUUUUGAAGUUCUUUAGGCUAUAAUAAGAUCAAAAACUUACGCUCAGUGUAGUACAAAAAUAACCACUGGUCAAUAAUGCAGUUAUUUUCCCGAAACUUUAAUUCGAGUUUUAAUUUCUUAUUUGGUAGAGCACGUCAUCAUCUAUCUUCAGUGGAUGCGCAAAGAUGCGUGUUUAAAUCCUUGUCGAGAUAUCGUGUCUCAAAUGUAACCUUCUAUCAAAAUUUGUUAAUAAUUUUAUACAGUGAUCACUCAUCUUCUAAUCCAUCAAGUUUCGAAUAGAUAAAUAAACAGCACACGUACACCAACCUCAGAUUUUAGAUUGAUCAUUUCAUUUUAAAAUCGGUUCUUUGACUUUUUCUUAGGAAUUAAAUAUAUGAAAAAAUCAUACAUAUGUUCCCUUGUAAGACGUACACCCCAAACAAAAAUCUUUCCCCUCUUUAUCUAUUGAUAAUGUCAAACUUUGUAUUAAAUUUAUUACUGAGUAGAGAUAUGACAUGAAAGUUUGAUUUCAUUUUAGUGCACAGAUUACACUAAUAAAACUCUCAUGUCAUAUCUUUACUCAGUAAUAAAUUUGAUGCAAAGUAUAGCAGGGUAUGGCCAGCUAACUCUGCUACCGGAGUGAAAUUCCGUAACAUUUUUCGCUUAUUUUGUUUUCUCGAUAAAUAUCAGGCAGUAGCACGUGAAGAGUUGCGAGACGUCUUAAAUUAAAGAGAAAAGUCUUGUACAUAUUUUAAGAUAUUUUUCGCUUUUGGAACAUUUGUCGUUUCCAAGAUAUAACAAAAGAAUUGAACACCACUUUUGAAAAAGUAAUAAUUUUCAGAAUUGAAAAGUAGUUAUCAGUUUUUUAAUUAUAUCUUGGAAACGACAAACGUUCCAAAAGCGAAAAAUAUCUUAGAAUAUGUACAAGACUUUUCUUUUUAAUUUAAGACGUCUCGCAACUCUUUACGUGCUACUGCCUGAUAUUUAUCGAGGAAACAAAAUAAGCGAAAAACGUUACGGAAUUUCACUCCGGUAGCAGAGUUAGCUGGCCAUACCCAGCAACAUAAAAAGAUAAAGGGGGAAAAACUGUUGUCUGAGUGUGUAAAUGAUUAGUUUCAUAUGCUUUUAUUAUUUUCUCGCUCGUAAAAAUACACCGAGUUGCACGAUCUUUCUAAAUUUCGUCCGAGACAGAUAAUGUUAGUUGAAGUGAAUAUUUUUCGUAAUAAGAGCCAACAAAGAUAGCAAUAUAUACUAUGAAUAUUGAGAACUUUAGCUUUUAAACAGAGCUUCAAAAAAUAUGAAAUGGAUGUGGGUG